Messenger RNA from Dovyalis caffra, 1053 nucleotides. Lineage: Eukaryota; Viridiplantae; Streptophyta; Magnoliopsida; Malpighiales; Salicaceae. The record is from the annotation of a GenBank genome assembly.
AUGAAUGGUCAUUCUCCAACUGUAUGGGAGAGCGGUCGGACCAUGAUUAUCGGUUCAAUGGGGUUCAUUGGCCGGUUCAUCACCGAGGCCAGCCUAGAAUGUGGCCGCCCGACUUACCUUUUGAUCCGGCCCGACCUGGCUUCCCUUUCCAGGACCUCCGCCACCAAGGCUUUCAAAGACAGGGGAGCUACCAUCAUACAUGGCUCUGUCGAUGAUCAAGAUUUAAUGGAGAAGGUGAUUAGAGAACAUAAGAUUGAAUUUGUGAUAUCAGCGGUUGGUGGUGAAAGCAUAGCAGACCAAGUCAAGCUUGUCAGUGCCAUUAAGGCAGCUGGUACUGUUAAGAGAUUUUUGCCAUCUGAAUUUGGGCAUGACAUAGACAGAGCUGAGCCAGUGGAGCCAGGGCUUACCAUGUACCAAAAAAAGAGACAAGUUAGACGUUCCAUUGAAGAGGCUGGGAUUCCCUACACUUAUAUUUGCUGCAACUCCAUUGCUGCCUGGCCUUACCAUGACAACACUCACCCUGCCGAUGUUCUUCCACCAUUGGAUCGGUUCCAAAUCUACGGUGAUGGGACAGUUAAAGCAUACUUUGUUGCUGGUUCUGAUAUCGGAAAAUUUACAAUAAAAUCAAUUGACGAUGAUCGGACACUCAACAAAACUGUUCAUUUUAGACCUCUAAGCAAUCUGCUAAGCAUUAAUGAGCUUGCCUCUUUAUGGGAGGAGAAACUUGGAUACAAGCUGCCUAGAGUGACCAUCUCGGAAGACGAUCUACUAGCUGCUGCUAAAGAGAUGCUGAUCCCACAGAGCGUAGUUGCUGCAAUUACUCACGACAUAUUCAUUAAGAGCUGCCAGAUAAACUACAGCAUGGAUCAGCCAACUGAUGUUGAAGUGUGCUCGCUCUAUCCAGAUUCACCAUUUCGAACAGUUGAUGAGUGCUUCAAUGAUUUUGCAAUUGAGAUAAUCGGCAGCAACCCGAAACUAGUUAACAAGCCAGUGACCAAGAAUGGCAUCAUGAUGCCGAAUCCUAAACAAGAAGCUUUAUUCAUCACAGCAUGA